AUAACAAAAACGGUGUGCUUAUCAUCAUAAUCAUCAUGUGAAUACGUUAAAAACAUAAACAUAAUUAACAAACAUCGUUUAUUAUAAAUUUAAUUUCUACUAAUUAUCUCGAAAUAAAUAAAUAAUUUUAAUCUAAUUAUCAAACCAAUUAUUAUUAUUAAAUUUGUGUACUCUCAAGUAACAAACAAUAAACAAUUUUAAAACCUCGAGGUUAUGUGCAAAAACAUUUAAACUAAAUUGUCAAAAAAUCAUAACAAAAAAUCAUUAACAAUGACUCGUUUAACAGAAAUUGAGCAAGUAAUCUAUCGAAAAAGCAAAGGUGACGUCCUUAACAGUGUUAAAGCACCAAGCCAACUGAACACUACAAUUCCUGAUGAUUUAAAUACUAUCCUCAAGCAUUACAAUAAACAACCACUUCCAGGAAUGACUGAGGAUGCUAGAAAUUAUUGGCAAAUUUUAAGAAGUUUAAAAUACUAUUCUCUUGAAAAUUUAAAACCAGACAUGUAUUGGUAUUUAUUUAAAUUACUUUUAUACAUUGAACAACAUCGUGGAAUAGUAGAAAUGAAAAAAUUUACUUUGUGGAAUCAAAAGAUACAUAAAUCAUCGUAUCGUAAAGAUGAAUUUGUGAUACAUGUACCUGGAUUGUCUGAAGACAGACCAUCUCUACGUGCCAAAGAUAUUAUUAUGAUCACUGGAACUGAUACAUCUUUAGCACUUAAUGAUCGUUGUGUUAUUACAUAUGUUGGUAGUAAUUAUAUUACAGUAAAACCAUCGAUAAAAUUUCAACAAAUGUUAAAACCAGAACAUUCAUUUAACAUUGAGUUUGAAUAUUCAGAUUGGACAAGUGACGUUCAACAUAAUGUUCUUAAUGUAGCUCAUGAUAAUGAAUUGCAUAAGUUUGUUUUUCCAAUUGCUCAGCCUAUUCCACCAAUAAAUCAUCAACCUAUUGAAUGGAUAAAUCCAACUGUAUCAAAAAAUCUUGAACAACAACAAGCAGUUAUAAAUAUUCUUGCUAAAUCAUCACGUCCAGCACCUUAUCUUGUAUUUGGUCCACCUGGAACUGGUAAAAGUACAACACUUGUUGAGGCAAUAACUCAAAUAUAUCAUCGUAAUUCAAAUCAUAAAGUUCUUAUUUGUACACCAUCAAAUUCAGCAGCAGAUGAAAUUGCUAAAAGAUUAUUAAAUAGUUCAAUACCAGAAAAUAUAAUAUACAGAAUGUAUUCAGCAUCAAAAAAUCAUGAAAGUAUUGAUGAAUCAAUAAAAGCUUGUUCAAAUUUUGCAACAAAUGAAGCUGUUUUUAUUACUAAAAAAGUAUUUAUAACAAAAAAAAUUGUUAUUACAACACUUGCAACAUGUAUACGUAUUCGUACUUAUGAAUUACGUGAAGAUCAUUUUGAAUAUUUAUUUAUUGAUGAAGCUGGACAAGCAACAGAGCCAGAAACAUUAAUUCCAAUGCUUGUAAUGGCUGGUGAAGAAGGAAGAUCAAUAAGUGGACAAGUUGUCAUUGCUGGUGAUCCAAAACAAUUGGGACCAGUUUGUCAAUCACCACUGAGUGAAUAUUUACUUGGAAUUUCAAUGCUUGAAAGAUUAAUGAUGAAGGAACCAUACGUAAAAAUUCCAGGUGUUGGAUAUGAUCCAAAUUAUGUUACAAAAUUAAUAAAAAAUUAUCGUUCACAUCCAUCAAUUUUACAUGUACCAAAUGAACUUUUUUAUGACAAUGAUUUAGUUGCAAUGGGAGGUAAAGAUACAACAAAAGGCUGUGACUGGUUGCAUCUACCAAAUAAAAAAUUUCCAAUAAUUUUUCAUGCUGUUACAAAAGCAAAUGAAACACGUGAAUCAAAUUCACCAAGUGUUUGUAAUUUAACUGAGAUUAAUAUCAUAAUGGAAUACAUUGAUAAACUUUUAAAAACAAAAUUAGGAAAUAAAAAAGUUGAAGAAUGUGAUAUUGGUAUUGUAACACCAUAUGCACUUCAACGUAAUAAAAUUCAUGCAACAUUAAAUAAUAAAAAUCUUAAAAAUAUAUCAGUUGGUACUGUUGAAACAUUUCAAGGUCAAGAACGUGAUAUUAUAAUAAUAUCAACAGUAAGAACAGUUUUGUAUCAUCAUAAUAACACAUAUCAUCCUGGAUUUUUAUCAAAUCCAAAAAGAUUUAAUGUUGCAAUAACAAGAGCAAAAGCAUUAUUGAUUGUCAUUGGUAAUCCCAUGGUUUUAAAGUAUGAUAAUAAUUGGCGAGAAUUUAUGGAGUAUUGUAAAAGUAAUGGUGCUUGUCGUGGUACAAUUUUUGAUCUUAAAAAAUGUUUAAAUCGUGCACAGCUUAGAUCAAUGCUUGCUAAAAAACAUGAAGCAAUACCAAUUAAUCCAGAUACACCAAUGCCAGUUGUGGAAGAUCCAAGAUCAGCUUUUAAUUAUGAUGAUGAAGUUGAAGAUAAACCACCAAGGAUAAUGAAAAUUCCAAUUGGACCAUUGCCUAAAAAUUAUUCGCCAUUUAUUGAUGAAGAUGGAAUCUAUCAUGUAAUAAAAGAAGAAGUUGAUGAAGAAGAAGAAGAAGAUGAAGAUGGAAGAGAAGAUGAUGAAUAUGAAGAAGAAGACGAAGAAGUUAAUCAUGAUGAUGAUGAUGAAGUAUGGGUUUCAUCAUCAGAUGAUGAUGAAGUAUGGGAAUCAUCAGGUGAUUAUAGUGAUGAUAAUGAGUAUUAUCGUAGCAGUGAUGAAACAGACUCUUCCACAAGUAGUCAAAUAGACACUACUUCCAACGAAUUUCAUUCAGCAAAUACAUCAGCAUCCAGUGAGGCUAACAAACCAAUUGAAAUUCCAACUCAAAAUAAAAUUUCACUUGCUUUAUUUAAUCAAAAAAUUGCUAAUUUAAUUAUAUAAAAUUAUAAAUUACUUUUUUUGAUUAAAAGUAAAUAGUUGAUAAUUUUUUUUAUCUGAAUUCUGUGAAUCAGAAUAUAAUAAAUUAUAAAAUUAUUUAAUAUUUAUCAAUUAAUUUAAUUUCAACAUGAUAAAUUUUUUGUUAUAAAAACAAAAAAAAAAUAGAUAUUUUUGAAAUAAAAAAAUAUUUAUUUAUUUUAUAAUUAAGCUAUCACCAAAAUAAUGGUACAAAAAAUUUAAUAAUAAUCAUUAAUUUUUUAAUAACAAAA
This is a messenger RNA of Aphidius gifuensis, 3137 nucleotides long. Its product is annotated as putative helicase mov-10-B.1. Bases 271 to 2871 code for a protein of 866 amino acids. Gene Ontology annotation, molecular function: RNA binding; 5'-3' RNA helicase activity; ATP hydrolysis activity. NCBI's taxonomy places the organism in Eukaryota, Metazoa, Arthropoda, Insecta, Hymenoptera, Braconidae. The transcript is spliced from 3 exons. The record is from RefSeq and is a predicted model, not a curated record.